GUAUUCUGGCCAGCUAAAGGGUCGUAAACCUUCAAUGAUACCAGAAGCCAAGUUUCACACAAAAGAGCCAAAAAUGGCUCCCCAAACAUCUGUAGUAAAGAAAGAGCCCAGUUCAUUAGAGUCAGCAAGUUCAUCACCAAAUUUAACACAAGGCAAAGCAGAUGUUGACAUUAAGAUGAAUGGUGAAAAGGAUGACAGGAAAGACAGAUCUGCCAACUCUAACAGUAAUAAAAAUGAAUUGGCCAUCAGCAGGAAAGUAGAAUCAAGUUCAAAGUUGAAGGAUAAAUGUAGUAAAGAAGACAAAGAUGAGAAAUCAAUAAGGAAAAUAAAGGAAGAAAAAGGUCACAGGUCAAAUAAAAGUCACAGAGAAGAAAAAGACAAGAUUCACUCUGAAAAAAGGAAGGAAGAGAAUGGAAGAGAGGUGAAAAUUAAAAAAGAAAAAGAUGAAGUGAAAAGAGAUGGAAGAAGUAAGAUUGACGAAAAAGAACAGCGUGCCAGUAGUGUUACAUCCAGCUCUAGUCAAGGUUCUACUCCGGCAACUAAACAAGAUCUUUCCCCAGUUAGAGAUGAAUCUGAACGAGGUGAUUUUACCUAA
This is a messenger RNA of Anneissia japonica, 595 nucleotides long. RefSeq names its product protein pxr-1-like. The transcript has 4 exons. The annotation marks the transcript as partial. Lineage: Eukaryota; Metazoa; Echinodermata; Crinoidea; Comatulida; Comatulidae. The record is from RefSeq and is a predicted model, not a curated record.